AUGUCUGCAAAAGCCGCAGAAGCCAACGAAGACCAAAUUCCCUCAUACGAGGAGUCCAUUGCUUCGGCACCAGCACCACAGUAUACCGGCUCUUCACAGAAGACAACGAGCACACCUUUCCAACAGCGCAUACGGGAGCAGCGACAGCGCCGGAUAGCAUCCAUCCUUCUGAAUAAUGUCGAGCCAGCCAUCUCCCAGCAUCUCGAGGAUGCUUCCAAUGACAUGACCCUCAUCCUCGUCGCACCCGAUGCUUUCCCCAACACGAGCCCUGUAGCAACAUCCAGUAUCAUGUCACCAUCCGUCACCAAGCCCACUACUCUCAUUCGCCUUGCAGGCGACGACUUACGAACCGCCUUCCUCACCUCCUGGCAAGUCGUGCAAGACCUUUCCGACACCCUCAUCCGCUCCAUGGUCGAUCCCUCCACCAUCCCGCAACUACAAGCUCAACUGCCCGAAGUAAGCAGCGAGACUGCCGCUGCCUCUCUACCUGAACGACCACCACCAAAGUCGUGGUUCAAGCGAACUUUUGGCAUGCCUCCCGCGGACCACGACCCAACAGGCCAGACAGGCAAGUGGAAUCUGGGCUGGAGAAGCGAGGAAAAUCCUGCGAUGAUGGCCAGGACCAUCACCACCAACGAAGUGGUCAUCACGGCAAAGCUUGUGGAUGUUUCGUUUCGCAUUGAGAGUGCGUUGGGCCUGCUUGAGUCCACGACGGUCAAGUCUUUGUGGUUGGAUGUGUUGGUCCGGGCCUGA
Messenger RNA from Cyphellophora europaea CBS 101466, 753 nucleotides. RefSeq lists its product as uncharacterized. Bases 1 to 753 code for a protein of 250 amino acids. The record is from RefSeq and is a predicted model, not a curated record. The transcript has a single exon. NCBI's taxonomy places the organism in Eukaryota, Fungi, Ascomycota, Eurotiomycetes, Chaetothyriales, Cyphellophoraceae.